AUGUCUUUCAACAUCAACAAGAAAAAGUUCUUGAGAACACUCUUUUCAUCUAACAAAAGUUGUGGUUGCCUCAAAAUAAAACCCUCUAAUGUCCUUGAACCCUCUAUAAAACCUAAAAUCUCAAUUUAUCAAAAUCAAAAUAAAAACCCUAGCAGCGCCACUUCUUCCGCCUCCACCACCAACGAUGAUGAUAAAGUUUUGGCUUUCAGUCCCGUCUGUGAAGCCAAAAUUUCUCAUCAUAACAACAAUACUAUUUUAAAAUUAGGUACGAAACUCGUCGAUAGUAUUGCGGUCGAGAAGGAGUCUGACGAUCCGUACGAUGAUUUCCGAAACUCGAUACUUCAAAUGAUAUUGGAAAGAAAGAUCUACGCAGAAAAGGAUCUUGAAGAGCUUCUUGAAUGCUUUCUUCAGCUUAACGCAAAGUGUCACCACCAAGUCAUCGUUGAAGCCUUCAUGGAGAUAUGUGAAGAAAUAUUCCCUAAGAAACUUCAAGGCGAAGGUGAAGAGUCUCAAAGGAAUAAUCAGAUUAAUGGAAAGAGUUAG
Molecule: messenger RNA, 543 nt
Organism: Vicia faba (fava bean)
Lineage: Eukaryota; Viridiplantae; Streptophyta; Magnoliopsida; Fabales; Fabaceae
Source: the annotation of a GenBank genome assembly